Molecule: messenger RNA, 1068 nt
Organism: Striga hermonthica
Lineage: Eukaryota; Viridiplantae; Streptophyta; Magnoliopsida; Lamiales; Orobanchaceae
Source: the annotation of a GenBank genome assembly
AUGGGUUCAAAUGCUUUUCGCGGUUCUCAUCUCUUAUUGGUCUCCUCCUUUCUUCUAAUUUCCCUCUCACAGACACCAUCAAAAGCCACCAGCAGCAGCUGUGACAUUUUCAACGGCAGCUGGGUUUUUGACUAUUCUACCCCUCCCCCUUACAAUUCCGCCGCCUCCCAAUGCCCUUUCGCCGACUCCGCCCUCGACUGUAUCAAGAACGGCCGCCCCGACACGGCGUACCUCAGCUACAGCUGGCGGCCGGCCGGCUGCCACCUUCCACGGUUUGAUGGCAAGGGAUUUCUGGGAAGGUACAGGGGCAAAAAGGUAAUGUUCGUCGGGGACUCGCUGAGUAGCAGCCAGUGGCAGUCGCUAGCGUGCAUGCUUCACGCGGCUGAUCCGAACCAAAAUUACACGAUAACAUCACGUGGCCGGAUCACAACUCUCUUCUUCACUGCGUAUGGGACGUCGAUCAUGUACAUGAAGGACGGGUUCUUGGUGAGCCUUGUGAACCGGAAGCUAUGGCUCGACUCGCUCAGUGGAAGUGAACUGUGGAGGGGUGUCGAUUUGUUGGUCUUCAACAGUUACCAUUGGUGGCUCCACACGGGACUCUACAAAACAUGGGACGGUUACCAGAUUGGUGACCGGACAGUGAGAGACAUUGAUAUGGAUGUAAUGGAAGCAUACAAGAUAGCUCUGACUACUUGGGCUAACUGGGUAGACUCCAACAUUGAUCAGACCAAAACCUAUGUCUUUUUCCAAGGAAUUUCCAUGGUGCAUUACCAUGGGGCAGAAUGGGGCGAACCUGCGGUGCAAGAUUGCAAGGGACAAACGAAACCUGUGGAGGGGUCGAAUUAUCCCGGCACGAGACCUCCAGGAGAUGAAGUGGUGAAAAGCGUGCUGCACGCGAUGAAAAGACCUGCAUUUUUGCUCGACAUAGUUUUGAUGACUCAGCUGAGAAAAGACGGGCACCCAUCGAUAUAUGCCGGCGGAGGACAACUCGACUGCAGCCACUGGUGCCUUGCGGGUGUACCGGAUACCUGGAAUCAGCUCAUGUAUACAAUUCUUCUACGGAAUUGA